Messenger RNA from Acanthopagrus latus (yellowfin seabream), 1233 nucleotides. RefSeq names its product mitochondrial ribosomal protein L12 (gene mrpl12). The transcript is spliced from 5 exons. Gene Ontology annotation, cellular component: ribosome; mitochondrial large ribosomal subunit. Lineage: Eukaryota; Metazoa; Chordata; Actinopteri; Spariformes; Sparidae. The record is from RefSeq and is a predicted model, not a curated record. Gene Ontology annotation, biological process: translation; mitochondrial transcription. The coding region runs from base 152 to 724 and encodes 190 amino acids. Gene Ontology annotation, molecular function: structural constituent of ribosome.
UUCACAGUUUCGCGCAGUGCCUUGUGGGUAGGUCAGAAGCCGAGAGGACGCCAUGUGCUUUUGAUGCAGAGGGACUCCCGAGGCUGUGACAGACCUGUCUUGUAGUUUUUUUUCCCCAGAGUGACACCGGGAUAAAACAGUCGUCGUGAGCAUGUAUUGUACCAGACACUGCCUCCGGACCGCGCUGCGGGCCGCAGCGAACACACACCGGCAACAGCUGCCGCGACAGGCUCCAGCCCUGUGUGCUCUCAGACUUCUGAAGACCAGCCCGGCCACCCACUCAGAUGCCAUCGCCACCCCUCCAUUAGACGGAGCACCCAAACAGUAUUCCCCCAAAAUCCAACAGCUCGUCAAUGACAUAGCCAGCCUCACUUUAUUAGAAGUGUCGGACCUCAACGAGCUCCUCAAGAAAACUCUGAACAUUCAGGAUGUUGGGAUGAUGCCGGUGGCUGCAGCUGCUCCUGCUCAGGCAGCAGAAGUGGAGGAGGCACCGGUGAAGAAGGAGCAGACUCACUUCAUAGUCAAACUGACAGAAUUAAAGGCAGCUGAGAAAGUAAAACUCAUAAAGGAAGUGAAGAACUGCAUGCAAGGCUUGAAUCUGGUGCAGGCUAAGAAACUAGUGGAGUCUCUCCCUCAGGAGAUCCGGGCCAACGUAUCCAAAGAAGAGGCGGAGAAACUGAAAGCAGCUCUGGAGGCAGCAGGCGGCACCGUGGUGUUGGAGUAGAUCUGCAUCCACCCGUCUACACCUUUAUGCUGCUUGUGCACUUCAUCGUUCAUCCUGUUAUUUUUUUUUCUACAUGACAAAGAGGAGUUACUGGAGAAUAAAGGAAACAAAUGCCUUCUGACGUCCAUACGGUCUCUUAACAGCGUCAGGUGGAGGUGGUCCAACUCAGACUGAACUUUCCAGGCACGCAGCCUGCACACGAGGCCGCCCCGCUGUUUCCUCUUCCGUUUGUCUGCUCAUGGUUCUGUCUGAUAACUCGUGUAGUGAAUAAGCUACACUAACACUGGCCUGGGUGCAAAGUAAGUCAGUCGGUUGGUCAGUUGGUCAUUCUCAGUGUGUGUAUGUUAAACUUGUCACAGAAGGAAAGAUUAUGGUGUAGGGACAUGGUCACCGUUCCCUACGUUAAAGAGCAACAGAUACUGUAUCCGGUUCAGAGGAUGGCAGGGCUCCGCCCCUCGUGUUGAUCAUGGAGUCAUUGAUUAUGUGAUUAAAGUUGAAAUAUAAAGAUG